Chilo suppressalis (striped riceborer) is the source of this 1677-nucleotide messenger RNA. Lineage: Eukaryota; Metazoa; Arthropoda; Insecta; Lepidoptera; Crambidae. The record is from the annotation of a GenBank genome assembly.
AUGGAGAAGAAGGAAGUUCAAUCGUUCGAUGGUAGCGCCGGGGUGGACGCGGACCGACUCAUGAAGGAGCUGGGACAGUUCAGACUCUUCCAUUUGUUCAACUACGUCCUGCUGUUCAUACCGGUGUAUGUGGCUGCGCUGUAUGCAACAAACUACGUGUUCCUAGCCGCUGACGUGCCUUACAGAUGCCUGAUCCCCGAGUGCGAGCUGUCCAACAGUACAGAGUUCAAGCCGUCUUGGGUAGAAGGUGCCUUGCCAGCAGAGUCGGGCCGCCAGCAGCGAUGCUAUCGAAGAACUCUAUCUGACCAGAGCAGCCCGGAUGACCACGGCGGGUGCCUGCAGGAGAUGUUCUCGGACCAGCUACAACCCUGCGAGCAAUGGCUGUACGCCAGCAGAGACACUAUAGUUUCUGAGUUUAACCUCGCAUGUCAGGAGUGGAAGCGCACCCUGGUGGGCACGGUGCACAACAUCGGAAUGCUGGUCUCCUUGCCCAUCCUCGGAUACAUCUCUGAUAGAUGGGGUCGCAAACGAGCGUUGGUGCUGAGCUGCACGCUGGUGGGUGCCAUCGGUUCACUGAAGGCGUUCUCCAUCUCCUACGAAAUGUACAUCAUCAUUGAAUUCCUGGAGACUGUCGCGGGAGCGAGCGCCUUCCCUGCUGCAUACAUUUUGACUAUCGAGUUGUUGGGACAGGACAAAAGAGUUCUCACCACAGCAUUCCAGGGCAUCAUGCUUGUACUCGGCGGUCUUAGCUUCGCCCUCCUCGCCAAAACAUUCAGUUACUGGAGAACUUUCAUCAUGGUGGUAUACCCUCCUUCCUUGCUGUUCCUACUCUACAUUUACCUGUUGCCAGAAAGUAUCAGAUGGCUCUUAUCCAAGGGAAGGAAAGAGGAGGCAGUGGAAAUAAUAAUGAAAGCAGCAAAAAUGAACAAAGUGACCCUAUCAGAAGAAACUAUGAAACAGCUAACGGAGGAAAAGACGAAACCGAUAGACGAGAAAAAGAAUCCCGAGGAGGAAUCGGGGCUGUGGAUGCAAGUACUGAGAUCGCCGAUAAUAAUGACUCGGUUAGCGAUCUGCUCCUGGUGGUGGAUUACUUGUACGUUUGUCUUCUACGGACUGGCUAUCAACUCUGUGUCCUUGGCUGGUGACAAAUACACAAACUAUAUGCUGGUCGUGAGUGUGGAGGUUAUAGCAGUGGUCACCAACGCUCUGGUGCUGGACAGGAUUGGGAGAAAGAGGACGCUGCUGUCAGCCUACACCGUCUGCGGGAUCGCGUGCAUAGCUAUCGCAUUUGUGCCAAAAACGUUAUCAUGGCUAUCGACGCUGCUGUACCUGCUGGGCAAAAUCGCGAUUACGCAGGCGUUCAGCGGCGUGUACAUGUACACGUCGGAGCUGUUCCCCACGCACGCAAGACACUCGCUCCUGGGCUUCUGCUCCAUGGUGGGACGCAUCGGGUCUAUUGUCGCACCGCAGAUGCCGCUUCUGGCCAUCUACGUAGAGUGGCUGCCCUCAGUACUGUUCGGCAGUGCAGCCCUAGUAGCGGGUGGGUUGAUGCUGACAACCCCGGAGACCCUCAACACCCGCCUGCCAGACACCAUCAAGGAAGCCGAACAAAUAGCACACCAGAAGAAACCCACCGAAAACAUACAAAUGAAUACCACAAACCAAACUGCGAGUUAA